CUGGACUCAGGAGAAUCAUAGCACCUUCUUGAAACCUGCAGUCUCUUUCUCACCUGGAAGAAGAAUCCUAGAAGGUUCACAAAAUGUGUGAUGCAUUUGUAGGUACCUGGAAACUGGUCUCCAGUGAAAACUUCGAUGAGUACAUGAAAGAAGUCGGAGUGGGCUUUGCCACCAGGAAAGUGGCUGGAAUGGCCAAGCCCAACAUGAUCAUCAGCGUGAAUGGAGAUGUGAUCACCAUUAGAUCAGAAAGUACCUUCAAAAACACAGAGAUUUCCUUCAAACUGAACCAGGAAUUUGAUGAAGUCACUGCAGAUGACAGGAAAGUCAAGAGCAUCAUAACUUUAGAUGGAGGUGUUCUGGUACAGGUGCAGAAGUGGGAUGGAAAGUCAACCACCAUAAAGAGAAAACGAGAGGAUGAUAAACUGGUGGUGGAAUGUGUGAUGAAAGGUGUCACUUCUACCAGAGUUUAUGAGAAAGUCUAAGCCAAGGGACACAAACCUGGACUAAAGCUUGCAUCGGACACAGCAACACUCUAUUGGACAUUGGGUUCAAAAAAGAUAUUAUUGUUUUCCACUAUUUGACAUGCAAUUAAUUUUUCCCUAAGCUGGAUUUUAUUGACUGUGGUUGUGUUUGGUUAAAUAAAUAAACUUUUUAGAUUUAGAAA
Messenger RNA from Dipodomys spectabilis (banner-tailed kangaroo rat), 664 nucleotides. RefSeq names its product fatty acid binding protein 4 (gene Fabp4). The transcript is spliced from 4 exons. Bases 84 to 482 code for a protein of 132 amino acids. The record is from RefSeq and is a predicted model, not a curated record. Gene Ontology annotation, biological process: fatty acid transport. Gene Ontology annotation, molecular function: fatty acid binding. Gene Ontology annotation, cellular component: nucleus; cytosol. NCBI's taxonomy places the organism in Eukaryota, Metazoa, Chordata, Mammalia, Rodentia, Heteromyidae.